AUGGCCGUGCAUGGAGAUGAAUUUCAUAGAAGACCGAGGAUUGGAGGGUUUAAUAGAAGAGGGAAAAAAGGAGAAGGUUUAAUUGGGAUUGAACACUCUGUACUCUACGGAGUUGCUCUCCGUAGCACUGCGGAGCAAUUUGCUCCGCACUCUACGGAGUUGCUCUCCAAACAUUGCGGAGCAUUUGCUCCAGGUAGCAAGGCUUACGGGGAAGAAAGACCUGCAACUUCAAGGCUCCCUUCUGAUACUCGCAGUGGUUCUUUGAGAAGUAGAGCUUCUUCGAAGGGUUCUUGGGAUGGACCAUCAGUAAAGAGCCCAAAGUCGACAAAUGAAAGACGGGGAAAGAAAAUAGUUGCUGCUGAUCCGUUUAUUGGCCAUGGAAAAGGCAAAAUUAUGUCUGAACAUACAACAAAUCAGGCUGAAGAUUAUGAUCAGGAAUGGAUUGCACUAUCAAAUUGA
Molecule: messenger RNA, 459 nt
Organism: Fraxinus pennsylvanica
Lineage: Eukaryota; Viridiplantae; Streptophyta; Magnoliopsida; Lamiales; Oleaceae
Source: the annotation of a GenBank genome assembly